AUGCCAUCCUCUGAAUCCGAGGUAGAAGACUACAUGUCAAUGAAGUUUGAUUCUGCCCCAUCAACCAUGCUGAGCAGUGAGGAAAAGCGAGAAGUAGAAUCAAAAGAACGAGGAAUCCAAAAAAGUCAGAGAACCUUAGAAUAUGAGAAUUUUAAAAAAGGAAUAUCAGAAUCAGUGUCUGAAAAAUCCGUAGGUUCAAAAAAGGCUUUAGAAAUGAUGAAGAAAAUGGGUUACAAGUCCGGUUCAGCGUUGGGUGCGGAAGAAAAAGCAGAAACGGAGCCGUUGUAUGUUGAGAAAAAACAAGACAAGACUGGUAUUGGUUAUGAGAAUCAGAAGAAACGACGGUUGGAGGACAUCAUAAAAGAAGAACGGCUCGAUAUAGAAAAACAGACGAAAUCAAUCGAUGAGUUCUCGACCGAAAAAUCAAAAGAGUAUUUGGAAAAGAAAUUGGCAAAUCAGUGUUCUUCUGCUCAGCACGUUCUUGAAAAACUAGAGACCAUUGAACUUGAAAAGUCCGGUAUGGAAAUGACAACUGAAAAGGCGCACCCAUAUUAUCGUUCCCUAUUAUUAAAAACGCAACAAGAUCGAGAGGAAAGAGUCAAACGAAAACGUCUUGCUAGCCGCGUCCCACUCGCUCAAUUGGAAACUGCAUCAGGACCAGACAUUCCCAAAGAAAUUUUAGAAGAGGAAUCCACUAGAAUGGAUGAAGAAUUUCAAUAUUUUGAAUCGCUAACGGAGCUGAAAAAGUUAAGUACAGUUUUGCUCUACCUUCGAAAGAAAUACUUUUAUUGUCUCUAUUGUGGAUUCAGUUAUGAUGAUUUGGAAGAUUUAGAAAAGAACUGUCCAGGUAUUUACGAAGACGACCAUGACUGA
This is a messenger RNA of Schizosaccharomyces osmophilus, 873 nucleotides long. Its product is annotated as RNA-binding protein, G-patch type, GPATCH11-like protein. Gene Ontology annotation, cellular component: kinetochore. Gene Ontology annotation, molecular function: nucleic acid binding. Bases 1 to 873 code for a protein of 290 amino acids. The record is from RefSeq and is a predicted model, not a curated record. The transcript has 3 exons. NCBI's taxonomy places the organism in Eukaryota, Fungi, Ascomycota, Schizosaccharomycetes, Schizosaccharomycetales, Schizosaccharomycetaceae.